This is a messenger RNA of Helobdella robusta, 1006 nucleotides long. RefSeq lists its product as hypothetical. The transcript has 5 exons. The record is from RefSeq and is a predicted model, not a curated record. Bases 9 to 797 code for a protein of 262 amino acids. Lineage: Eukaryota; Metazoa; Annelida; Clitellata; Rhynchobdellida; Glossiphoniidae.
GCUGAAAGAUGGAAUCAGAUUUAGAUUUGAAUCAUACGAGUUCUUCAUAUGUUGAAGCUCUGGAUGAGUUCAGAAAAGUCGGAGAUGUCUACCAGGUAUACAACAAAAUGUACGACCAAGUGAAGAAUUUGGAUCACGUUACUCACGUCAUUGCCAUUGGAGCCGGACCAGCCAUUGACGAAAUAGCUUUCAUGAAGAAGUUAACCCCAUAUUUGUCCAGGUUCACAGCUGUCGACAUGAAUGAAUGGUGCAUGGAGGAGUUGAGACAGAGUGUGAAGAAAUACCUUCCUAGCGACGUGAUACUGGAUGUGCACUUAACCAAACUGCAGGAUUGGCAGGGACCAAGCGAGGCGGCUGAUCUGGUCUUCAUGUUCCAUUCAUUGUAUUACUUCAAUGAUGACGAAAGGAAGAACAUAUAUGAAGCAUGCUUCAAAAAGUGGCUGAAACCAAACGGAAAACUGUUUGUGAAAAUCAUUAAAGACCUUCACGAAGCUAAAGCACCUCACUACCUGAACGAUAUAUACCGUGAAACCGGCAGAAAAUUGUUAACAGAGGCAUUCACCAUAAAGCAGGAGUUACAGAACCUGGGCUACAAAAUUGACGAAGAAUUAGAGUACAUUUACUACCAGGACUUGAGUAUUCUAAAUAAUUCCGUCGUGUCUUUUAUAAAGUUGGAGGCGAAACCGUCCUUUGAUGACGAUGAAACAGUUAGAAAUGUCUUGAAGAAGUUGCAUGCAGAGGGUAACAAGGGGUAUAGUAGCGGUGCCCUCUUCAGUGUUGUCAACGAAAAAUUUUGAAUAUUUAUCUGUUCGUUAGAGUAAUGGUUUUAUCACGUGUCCUUAGCAAUUUUUUAGUCAAAUUAUAUAAGCUACUACUUUCGUAAAUCAUUGGAAGAUGAGAAGUUUUUCAAAAGUCACCUCUCACCAUUAGAAAAUGUUUCUGUUGAGUAUCAACUCAAUGAAAUUUGCAAAUAUUACUUUUUGAAAUUACUGAAGUUAUUGUUGAA